GAACACUCAGAGUUGCAGUGCUUCCUUCUGCAGGAGGCCAUGAUUCUGGCCUGGUCAAGGCUCAGCCCCCACUGUAUUGUAUGACUUCCUUCGCUGCCUGCUCACGAGGCUGAGUCGGGGUCCCGAACAGGGCUAACUUUUUAAGCCUCCUUUGAGGGUCAUUCUUCAAGAUGGCUCUGUCCCUUCCCCCUUGACUUUGAAAAAUUUCCUUCAAUCGACUCUAUAUAUUCUAGAUUUAUACCUCGAGGUCCUCCAAAGUACCACCAAAGAGAUUCUGUGCCGAACUCGUUAUGGCUCGGCGAACAAAGGCGGAAUUUCUCCCCGCCCAACCCCCGGCCGACGCUCAAUGCCACCGCAUCGACUUUACCCAGUCCGACCCACCGCUGCCUGAAUACAAGGACCUUUGCGCUGCAGUCAUUGACAAUGCGUUCACCAAGGAGGAAUGCGACGAGCUUCUUCGUCUAGCCGAGGCCAGCACCGUCCCGUCAACAAAGCCCGGGGACCGGACCGCCGCCGCUGCCGCCGCCGCCGAACCCACCUGGGAGCGCGCCAUGAUCAACCUGGGGAACGGCAAACAGGCGCUCGCGGUGGACACCCGCAACUGCGGGCGGAUCAUCUACGACUCGCCUGAAUUGGCCGACAAGUUGCUGGCCCGGUUGCGGCCCUUCUUACAGGAGCUGGGGGGCAUCGAGGUGAUCGACAACCAGCCCCGGGUGACAGGCCUGGCCGGUCGCAACGCCGUCUACCGACUCACCCGUCUUAACGAGCGACUGCGCUUUCUAAAAUACGAAGGGGGGGAAUACUUCCGGCCGCACUGGGAUGGACACUACCGGACGCCGGACGGGCGCGAGACCUCGUACUACACGGUGCACCUCUAUUUGAAUGGGGAUGGGGAGCAGGAUCGCGCGGAACUGACGCGGGAGAUGAAGCGCCUGGAGAAAGGCGAGGGCGUUGUGAAUCUGGACACGAAGGGAUCUCUGCUGGGCGGUGCGACCUCCUUCCUGCCUCGGUUCGAGGAGAAGGAGCGCCAUCUUCGCAUCUUUCCCCGGACGGGGUCGGUGCUGGUGUUUCAGCAGAAUGAUUUGCUGCAUGGCGGGGAUCCUGUGAUACGUGGGGUCAAGUAUACGAUGAGGACGGAUAUCAUGUAUCGAAGGGAUUGAUUGAGCGGUGGUGGAGAUUGAACUGCGAGGCCAGUCAUGGCUUGUGGGACGGAUGAAGGG
Aspergillus aculeatinus CBS 121060 is the source of this 1220-nucleotide messenger RNA. RefSeq lists its product as uncharacterized. The transcript has a single exon. Gene Ontology annotation, cellular component: endoplasmic reticulum. The record is from RefSeq and is a predicted model, not a curated record. Bases 291 to 1160 code for a protein of 289 amino acids. Gene Ontology annotation, biological process: peptidyl-proline hydroxylation to 4-hydroxy-L-proline. Lineage: Eukaryota; Fungi; Ascomycota; Eurotiomycetes; Eurotiales; Aspergillaceae. Gene Ontology annotation, molecular function: L-ascorbic acid binding; procollagen-proline 4-dioxygenase activity; iron ion binding.